AUAGUCGGCGCUCGGUAUAUCCAUUUUCCCCCAAUUUCUCUUUCCUUUCCUACCAACUCUCUGCCCUAGUUCCCAAAUCUCGCUCUUCGAUCUCCUUCCCUUCUCCUUCUUCUUCUCAUCCGUGGUUUUGGUGGAGAUCUCUCUUCGUUCUGCUAGAUUCUCUGUUUCCAGAGUUCACGAUCUAGUUUUUGAACAGGUGAAUCAUGGCCAACGCCGCGGUGGCGUGUGCGGAGAGAGCGACGAAUGAUAUGCUGAUCGGUCCGGAUUGGGCGAUAAACAUAGAGCUUUGUGAUAUUCUGAAUAUGGAUCCUGGGCAAACAAAGGAUGUGAUGAAGGUGCUUAAGAAGCGCCUUGGAACUAAAAAUCCCAAAAUACAGCUUCUUACUCUUUUUGUCUUAGAGACGUUAAGCAAAAAUUGUGGAGACCAUUUGCACCAGCAAAUUGUUGAACGUGAUGUUUUACAUGAAAUGGUUAAAGUAGUGAAGAAAAAGCCGGAUCUAAAUGUGAGAGAGAAGAUAUUGAUUCUCAUAGACACUUGGCAAGAAGCUUUUGGAGGAGCUGGAGGGAGAUAUCCCCAGUACCAUGCUGCAUAUCGUGAACUAAGGGCUGCUGGAGUAGAAUUUCCACCUCGUGCAGAAAAUACUUCACCAUUAUUUACUCCACCCCAAACUCAUCCUAUUACAUAUCCAGCUGACAACACUUCAACAUACCAUGAUGCUGCCCUAGAAGCUUCGCUGCAAUCUGAUGUUUCUACUCUUAGUGUGAAUGAGAUCCAAAAUGCUCGAGGAAUAGUUGAUGUCUUGACAGAGAUGCUCAGUGCUCUAGAUCCUAACAAUGCAGAGGGUGUGAAGCAAGAAAUUAUUGUUGACCUAGUUGAGCAGUGUCGCACAUAUCAAAAACAAGUCAUGCAUCUUGUGAACAAUACAGGAGACGAGGGGCUGUUGUUUCAGGCUCUGGCACUGAAUGAUGAUUUGCAGCGUGUGCUUGAGCGUCAUGAUGAACUAGCGAAGGGAUCUUCUGCCAUAGGAUCUGCACCAGUUUCAGCUGCACCUCUUGUUAAUGUGAGCCAUGAAGAAGAUGAAUUGGAAGAUGACUUUUCUCAGCUAUCCCGCAGGACAAGAGACAGUUCAUCAGGGUUGACUAGGAAGUCUUCGGUACCCAGCACUGAGCAGAAACCUAUCAGCCCUCUCCUGCCUCCUCCUCCAUCAUCAAAGAAGCCUAUCAGCAUCGACGCAGGCCCUGUGGAUUAUCUCAGUGGCGAUGCCUACGGAUCAGAAAAACCCACAGAAAAGCACGCUGAGCCACCUCCUCCACCGGCUUUAUCCAUGGCAUCUCCGCCGCCCCCUUCCAGCUCCCCAUCACUGUACCCAACCCUUCCUCAAUUUGAUGACGAACCUAUUCCAACAUCAAAACCAGUUCCAGAACCCAUUCCAAAGGCUCCAUGGGACACCCAGCCUUCUGGUUCACUGCCACCGCCACCAUCAAAGUACAACCAAAGGCAGCAGUUUUUCGAGCAGCAGCAAGCCAGCUCCGGCAGCAACACAAGCUCUCCAUACAAUGACUUGUUAGCACAGGCCGAGAACCUCGCUCUCUACCAGGAAGACACCGACAUCGCCAGGCAUCAUGUCCCACGUCGUUUGGAUGUUCAGGAAUCAUCAUCGACACCAACCAAACAGACCAAACAGGAGGAUAUGCUGUUUAAGGAUCUCGUGGAUUUUGCGAAAGCUAAGUCGUCAUCUCCAGCCAAGCCUAGUAGCCAGAGAACGCGGUGAGUGUGGAUGGUUGUGUUGUCAGUGUGUUAAUAUAACAUUCAUGGGGUUGGUUAUAUGGCUGGCAGACUUGGUUGAAAUAAGAGGGUUAACUUCAUUGUGGUUUUUUUUUGGUAUACCUUUUUCUGAUGUUUAUCAUGUUCAGUUGUUUGUAUAGUGAUCAUUAGUAGAGAAUUCUCAGUGUUGUUAGUUUUCAAAUUAUGUUGGAUAUAUAUAAGUACUGUGAGGAGUUAUUUUGUUGUUGUU
This is a messenger RNA of Dioscorea cayenensis subsp. rotundata (Guinea yam), 2015 nucleotides long. Its product is annotated as TOM1-like protein 3. Lineage: Eukaryota; Viridiplantae; Streptophyta; Magnoliopsida; Dioscoreales; Dioscoreaceae. The transcript has 10 exons. The coding region runs from base 204 to 1772 and encodes 522 amino acids. Gene Ontology annotation, biological process: protein transport to vacuole involved in ubiquitin-dependent protein catabolic process via the multivesicular body sorting pathway. The record is from RefSeq and is a predicted model, not a curated record. Gene Ontology annotation, molecular function: phosphatidylinositol binding; ubiquitin binding.